AUGCAUCUCGUUUCUGAGACUAUCAAGUCUGUCGACCUCAUCAAGGUGCUCAAGAUGGAGAGAGUCGCCUUGAAUGCCAGUCUUGACGAGACCAACAAGAAGAUUGCUGCGGCUGAGGAAGCCUUUGAGAACGAGAAGCAGCAGCACAUCAAGAUCGAGGCAGAGACCAAAAAGCGCAUCAUUCAGGCCUUGAACCAUGAGCCGAUUGAGCUCAUGGCAAACGAGCACCACGUUCACCGCCCUGCCGCUUCUGGCCGCACCGGCAGCGCUACGUCGACUGAAUAUACUAACAACAUCGAGGGUACCAACAGCGUUAGCUCUAUCAAGGAUACUGUCGAAGAUUGCUGCUGGGGACACAUCCCUGGAGCGUCCAAAGACGCCUUAUCUGGCUUGAAGGGCAUCAAGUCUGAGCGUUCAGUUCUGUCUGACAUCUCUUCCCGUGGGGACACUUCUGUCGAUGGCAACUCCCCCUUGUCCUAUCAUUCCGUAAGUCCGUCAAAGGAGGCGCCUGUCUUUGACCAGGUGCUUACCAGCGACAACACCGCUGCUUUCAUGGCUCACAUCAUGCACGAACUCCAGAACGAGCUCAAGAAGGAGCUUCAGGCCAGAGUCGACGGAGACUUCAAGCGCUCAAUCGAGGAGCGUCUCAUCCAGGAGCUCGCCAAGGAACUCACUGGCGACAUCAAGGGCCGCCUCUACUACGAGCUCAGAGAGGAGCUCAAGCGUAUCCUCAAGUGUGAUAUCACGUCCAAGGUCAAGCAGGACGUCAAGCGCGAGAUGAGACUUGAGAUGGUUAGCCAGCUCAAGUACGACAUCAUGGAGGACGUGAAGGACAGUGUCAUUGCCGAGCUCAAGGAGAUCCAGAACGGAGUCAACAACAAGCUGAAGAAUGAGAUUAAAGAAGACGUUUUCAACAGAAUUAAGGUCGCUCUCACGCAGGAUGCUCUGGACCAGCUCAAAGACACUAUGAAGGGAGAGAUCAAGAACGAUGUCUUCAAGAUUGUUCACGACGCCCAGCAAGCCAUCGGCACUACUCUUGCGACCAAGGCUGAAGAGCACAUGCUCCCUGCGAUUCGAGGUGCUCUUCCCAUCAUUCAAGGGUGUGUCGUCGCCAACUUGCAGGUCGCUCUCGACUUCUACUUCAAGAACCAGCUUUCCAAGGAGAUGGAUGACGCCAUCAAGAAGAAGACUGGCGAUGACUCUCAGUGGAUGCUCUCCCAGAUCGAGUCGCUGGUCCCCGUCACCGUUGCUGCGGAGGUUUCGAAGGUCAAGGACGCUAUGAAGACCGAUCUGUACAAGGACGUGAAGGCCGAGAUUGAGGAGGACUUUGGACAGAACAUGGAGGGUCUGGCCCACGAUGUUGUUCAGGAAGAGCUUGAGGCCUUCGAGAAGCGUACCCAGCCGACCGCAACUUACGUUUACCAUAUGUGAGAUGUCUCUGACUUACGGCCGGUCGUGCACUAUUGGCAAAGUCUGGAUGUUCUCUCAAGACCUAAGUCUUUUGUCUUUCGGAUUGAGAAGGUAAAGGAUUGGGCUACCUGGUGGACCGCCAGCUUCGGUAUUGGGAUUCAAGGAUAGGGUAAUCAGAGACAUCAAUUCCAAGGUUACAGUCAUCCUAGCAUUCCCGGCUGUGUGUCUGAUAGCCUAAAUGUAAUGAGAAAAUGCAACAAGAUCAACUUUCCAACCAAAUUUCAUUAAAUGCGAUUCGAUAAAGCUCAGCCCAAUUUCAAUCUGAGUGCACCUGAGUUCAUGUUGUCCCGGUUGUCGACAAAGGCUCUACGGCACAACAGAAGUGCUGCCUCAAUCUCACCUCCACUCUCUUUGGGGCAUAAGCAGGGUUGCCAUCGACCGAGGCAAAAUCAAAGGUAAUGCUCUUUGGU
Messenger RNA from Colletotrichum acutatum, 1880 nucleotides. RefSeq lists its product as uncharacterized. The coding region runs from base 1 to 1431 and encodes 476 amino acids. NCBI's taxonomy places the organism in Eukaryota, Fungi, Ascomycota, Sordariomycetes, Glomerellales, Glomerellaceae. The record is from RefSeq and is a predicted model, not a curated record. The transcript has 2 exons.